Messenger RNA from Geosmithia morbida, 1185 nucleotides. Its product is annotated as glycogen synthase kinase 3 beta. The coding region runs from base 1 to 1185 and encodes 394 amino acids. The record is from RefSeq and is a predicted model, not a curated record. Gene Ontology annotation, cellular component: cytoplasm. The transcript is spliced from 6 exons. Gene Ontology annotation, molecular function: protein serine/threonine kinase activity; ATP binding; protein serine/threonine/tyrosine kinase activity. Gene Ontology annotation, biological process: protein phosphorylation; signal transduction. Lineage: Eukaryota; Fungi; Ascomycota; Sordariomycetes; Hypocreales; Bionectriaceae.
AUGUCGUCGCAUCGCCCCAACGCCCUCAACAGUCUUAGGAUGGGAGAAAUUAUCCGCGAAAAGGCGCAAGACGGCAUUACCGGUGAGACGAGGGAGAUCCAGUACACGCAGUGUAAGAUUGUGGGCAAUGGAUCUUUUGGUGUCGUCUUUCAGACCAAGCUGUCACCCUCGGGGGAAGAUGCUGCCAUCAAGCGAGUUCUCCAGGACAAGAGGUUCAAGAACCGUGAACUGCAAAUCAUGCGCAUUGUCCGACACCCCAACAUUGUCCAGCUCAAGGCUUUCUUCUACUCCAAUGGCGAGCGGAAGGACGAAGUCUACCUCAACCUCGUCCAGGAAUUCGUCCCCGAGACAGUCUACAGGGCCUCGCGAUUCUUCAACAAGAUGAAGACAACCAUGCCUAUCCUCGAGAUCAAGCUGUACAUCUACCAGCUCUUCAGGGCGCUGGCCUACAUCCACUCUCAAGGAAUCUGCCACAGGGACAUCAAGCCGCAGAACCUCUUGCUCGACCCCAACAGCGGCAUCCUCAAGCUCUGCGACUUUGGCAGCGCAAAGAUCCUGGUCGAGAACGAGCCUAACGUGUCGUACAUUUGCUCACGCUAUUACCGCGCACCUGAGCUGAUCUUUGGCGCGACUAACUACACGACCAAGAUUGAUGUCUGGUCUACCGGCUGCGUCAUGGCCGAGCUCAUGCUCGGCCAGCCGCUGUUCCCCGGCGAGUCAGGGAUAGACCAGCUCGUCGAGAUCAUCAAGGUGCUGGGUACCCCGACGCGGGAGCAGAUUCGAACUAUGAACCCGAACUACAUGGAGCACAAGUUCCCCCAGAUCAAGCCGCACCCCUUCCACAAAGUUUUCCGCAAGGCCGACCCCGAUGCGAUCCUGCUCAUCGCCCAGCUUCUCGAGUACACGCCUACGGCAAGGCAGUCCGCCAUCGGCGCCAUGGUCCACCCCUUCUUCGACGAGCUGCGCGACCCCAAGACGAAGCUGCCCGACUCCAGGCACGGCACCUCGGACAUGAGGGAUCUGCCUGAUCUCUUUGACUUUACUCACCACGAGCUGUCAAUUGCCCCCGACCUGAACCACAGCCUGGUGCCCCCUCACAUGCGCCCCGUACUGGCAUCACGCGGCCUGGAUAUCGACAACUUCACGCCCUUGUCGAAGCAGGAGAUGGUCGCCAAGCUGGAUUGA